AUUUUAAUAUUACUAUGUGUGGUUCACUUCCGUCAAAAAAUAUCACAAUCUUCUUUGCUUUGGAAAUAUUUCUAAAGAGAUUGUAAUUUCAUUUAAAGGAGAUCCAUUUUGGGCAUUAAAUGUCUCUCGUCGCAUACUAUACUUCUAGUGACAAUGACAGUGAAGACGAGACGGAUGUCAAACACCAUAAAAACAGCACCAAUGGCAAUGGGGAAUCUGUAGUACAAACAACAACAAAUGUUUCCUUAGAAAAAACGACGAAAUCUGAAAAUGAAAGGCCACACAAGACCCAAGAGUUUCAAAGUUUGAUACAUGAUGUUGAUGAUUCUGUUAAUUCCCUCUUAAAAAAUUUACCUGCACCAAAAACAGUGACACAAUCUGAUAGAAAACAAGAUGAUUAUCUUGAAGAUGCAGUCAAAGCAAAACCAUCACAGAUAGCAGAUGCACCGAAACCUCCAUCAAAAACUAGAAAGCCGGUGAAAAUAUCUAUCCCUACCAUUGAUUCGGAUUCAGAUGAUGAAAAGGAACCAAGAAAAAAGAAACAGAAAAUAGGUCCUCAGACAGGCAAAACAGGAUUGACAGCAAGCUUACCUCCUCCUAUUCAUUCUUCAAGAAAAGAAUCUGGUAGAACAUUAUUACCCUAUGUAUUCACGAAGAAGAAACAAACAGACUCUAAGCCAGUGAAAAACAGUACUAACAACAGUGUGAAAUCAUCGACUGUUUCUAAACCUGAUACUACAUCAUCUAAGACUUUAAAUAUUGCCACGUAUGGUAGUGAAAGUGAUGAUAGUGGAAAUGAAGAUGACUCAUCAAAUUUCUUUUCUCUAGGUUCAGUUGAACAGACAGUUAAACCUGCUGAAUCAUCAAAUUUUUUCUCAUUAGAUACUCAAAUUCAGCCCAUAAGAUCUGGUGUGCAACCAACUAUGCAUUCAACUUUACCUAAAGUAAAUUUAAAUCUUCCUCCUCCAAUUAAAUCUGUUGAAACAAAAGUGACAAUAGAGACUAACCAAUCAGAUCUAUCGACACAACAUACAAGUUUGAAGAGAGGUAUUACUGGGAAUGAUUCCUCUAUUGGGGAAAGUUCUAAAAAUCAAGACAAGCCAUCAAAUAUGAGCUCUACCAUGGAAAAUGCACCAUUGUCUUUUAAAUCUACAAUGAAAAGACCUUAUAGAAAUUUUCAAAGUUUUCAUACUCCAGAAAGUUCUUACCAACCAGGAAAUUAUGAAACAGACACAGUAGGUCCUACUAUCUGUGAACAGAACGCUGAGGUUGAAGGCUAUUCUAAUGUAGAUGACAUCAAUGUAUUACAGCAAGAUGAAGAGUUUCUUAGGUUACAAGGUAAACACUCACGAGGUAAAGAACCUAUACAAUUUGUAGAUGUCAAUGCUGAUGAUUUUAUUAGUACAGCUGCAUACCAAAUAGCCCUGACUGAAGAGACAGAAUACAGACCUUCUCAUAAAAAGGGAGAGGGACCUUCUUCACAACAGAAAAAAAAACAUCACAUCACUUAUCUAGCUCACCAGGCUAAAGAAAGAGAGAUUGAGCUGAAAAAUGCUUGGUCGCAGAAUGCGAUGUCCAAAAGACAAACACAAGCAAAAUAUGGUUUCUAAUAGUAUGUGUAAAUAUAGAACAAUUACAAUACACGUGUGUCAGCUUAAAUUAUAAAUGUGUACAAAGUGGAACAUGUUGUACACAUAAAGGAUGUAAAAAUAAAAGUAUGUGUCAUUAAAAAAGA
Messenger RNA from Mytilus trossulus (common blue mussel), 1735 nucleotides. Its product is annotated as proline-rich protein PRCC-like. Gene Ontology annotation, cellular component: nucleus. The record is from RefSeq and is a predicted model, not a curated record. Lineage: Eukaryota; Metazoa; Mollusca; Bivalvia; Mytilida; Mytilidae. The coding region runs from base 120 to 1610 and encodes 496 amino acids. The transcript has 7 exons.